This is a messenger RNA of Mandrillus leucophaeus (drill), 3572 nucleotides long. It is a transcript of the gene IWS1, whose product is annotated as IWS1 homolog (S. cerevisiae). The coding region runs from base 578 to 3046 and encodes 822 amino acids. Gene Ontology annotation, cellular component: nucleus. The transcript is spliced from 15 exons. Gene Ontology annotation, biological process: poly(A)+ mRNA export from nucleus. The record is from RefSeq and is a predicted model, not a curated record. Lineage: Eukaryota; Metazoa; Chordata; Mammalia; Primates; Cercopithecidae.
UGGCUGAAUGACGGAAAAGUCAUUUGAGCGGGUCUUCAUUUUUCGGAAGAGUAUCUCAAAAGCUCUUCAAACAAGGCACGGACACAGAAUCUAGAAAAUGAUAAAGAAUCAAUGAUAACGUUAUUUCCACGGGGGCCAGACCGGGAUCCACCCGAGCAAGGUAUUUAAUUAAAGCCCGAGCUCCAGCUCAGUUUUCCCAGGAGUCUCCUUUCCGGCCGUGCCUUGGCGUCAGUGCUGUUGCGUCUUCUCAUUGGCCGGUUGACGGGUUGCGGCGCCUGCGCGCUGCAUUCCUUUGAGGGUCGUGGGCAGACGCCAUUUUGGCCCCAGCGGUGCUUCUAGGAAGUAGAGCGCCGGCUCGCGUGCCUGCCUGCCUGCCAGCCUGCCAGCCUGCCUCCGCUUCCAGGUCAAAGCAUUCGCCGUUGCCGCUGCCGCUUUCUUACUCUCCGCACCCGUUAAGUUCUCCGGUCGGGCGGGAGUCUCUGAACACUCAGCCGCGCCUUCCGGGGUCACACCGCCUGGAAGGAGGUGACGGGGGCGGCGCGGGGCGCGGACACUCCCCGCUGAGAGUCCGCCUGCCAUGGACUCGGAAUAUUACAGCGGCGACCAGUCAGAUGAUGGUGGUGCUACCCCAGUACAGGAUGAACGGGAUUCAGGGUCAGACGGUGAGGAUGAUGUAAAUGAGCAACACUCCGGAUCAGACACUGGAAGUGUAGAACGUCAUUCAGAGAAUGAACCUAGUGAUCGAGAAGAUGGCCUCACCAAAGGACAUCAUGUGACAGACUCUGAGAAUGAUGAGCCCAUAAAUCUUAAUGCUAGUGACUCUGAAAGUGAGGAGCUUCACAGGCAAAAGGACAGCGACUCUGAAUCUGAGGAACGUGCAGAGCCUCCCGCAAGCGAUUCUGAAAAUGAGGAUGUCAAUCAGCAUGGGAGCGACUCUGAGAGUGAAGAGACCAGGAAAUUACCUGGGAGUGACUCUGAAAAUGAGGAGCUUCUUAAUGGGCAUGCAAGUGACUCAGAAAAUGAAGAUGUUGGGAAGCACCCCGCCAGUGAUUCUGAGAUUGAGGAGCUCCAGAAGAGUCCUGCUAGUGACUCUGAAACAGAAGAUGCUCUAAAACCUCAAAUCAGUGACUCUGAGAGUGAGGAACCCCCAAGGCACCAAGCCAGUGACUCCGAAAAUGAGGAGCCUCCCAAACCUCAAAUGAGUGAUUCUGAAAGUGAGGAGCUUCCUAAACCUCAGGUCAGUGAUUCGGAAAGUGAGGAACCCCCCAGGCACCAGGCCAGUGACUCUGAAAACGAGGAGCUUCCCAAACCUCGUAUCAGUGACUCCGAAAGUGAGGACCCUCCGAGGCACCAGGCCAGUGACUCAGAAAAUGAAGAGCUUCCCAAACCCCGAAUCAGUGAUUCGGAAAGUGAGGAUCCCCCAAGGAACCAGGCCAGUGAUUCUGAAAACGAGGAGCUACCCAAACCCCGAGUCAGUGACUCUGAGAGUGAGGGGCCUCGGAAGGGACCUGCCAGUGACUCAGAAACUGAGGAUGCAUCCAGACACAAACAGAAGCCAGAGUCAGAUGAUGACAGCGACAGGGAGAAUAAGGGAGAGGAUACAGAAAUGCAGAAUGACUCCUUCCACUCAGACAGCCAUACGGACAGAAAAAAGUUUCACAGUUCUGAUAGUGAGGAAGAAGAACCCAAAAAGCAAAAACUGGACAGUGAUGAAGAUGAGAAAGAGGGCGAGGAGGAGAAAGUAGCGAAGAGAAAGGCGGCGGUGCUUUCCGAUAGUGAAGAUGGAGAGAAAGCAUCAGCAAAGAAGAGCCGUGUUGUCUCUGAUGCAGAUGACUCUGACAGUGAUGCUGUAUCAGACAAGUCAGGCAAAAGAGAGAAGACCAUAGCAUCUGACAGUGAGGAAGAAGCUGGGAAAGAAUUGUCUGAUAAGAAAAAUGAAGAGAAGGAUCUGUUUGGGAGUGACAGUGAGUCAGGCAAUGAAGAAGAAAAUCUUAUUGCAGACAUAUUUGGAGAAUCUGGUGAUGAAGAGGAAGAAGAAUUUACAGGUUUUAACCAAGAGGAUCUGGAAGAAGAAAAAAGUGAAACACAGGUAAAAGAAGCAGAAGAUUCAGAUUCUGAUGAUAACAUAAAGAGAGGAAAACAUAUGGACUUUCUGUCGGAUUUUGAGAUGAUGUUGCAGCGAAAAAAGAGCAUGAGUGGCAAGCGCAGGCGAAACCGUGAUGGUGGCACCUUUAUUAGUGACGCAGACGACGUCGUGAGCGCCAUGAUCGUCAAGAUGAACGAAGCUGCUGAGGAAGACAGACAGUUGAACAAUCAAAAAAAGCCGGCACUGAAAAAAUUAACUUUACUGCCUACUGUAGUUAUGCACCUUAAGAAGCAGGACCUUAAAGAAACAUUCAUUGACAGUGGUGUGAUGUCUGCCAUCAAAGAGUGGCUCUCACCCCUACCAGACCGGAGCUUGCCCGCACUCAAGAUCCGGGAGGAGCUGCUGAAGAUCCUGCAAGAGCUGCCUAGUGUGAGCCAGGAGACCCUGAAGCAUAGUGGGAUUGGACGAGCAGUGAUGUAUCUCUAUAAACACCCCAAGGAAUCAAGGUCCAACAAGGACAUGGCAGGGAAAUUAAUCAAUGAGUGGUCUAGGCCUAUAUUUGGUCUUACCUCCAACUACAAAGGAAUGACAAGAGAAGAAAGGGAGCAGAGAGAUCUAGAACAGAUGCCUCAACGACGAAGAAUGAACAGCACUGGUGGUCAGACACCCAGGAGAGACCUGGAAAAGGUGCUGACAGGAGAGGAGAAGGCUCUUAGACCUGGAGAUCCUGGAUUCUGUGCCCGGGCAAGGGUCCCAAUGCCCUCAAACAAGGACUAUGUGGUCAGGCCCAAAUGGAAUGUGGAAAUGGAGUCAUCCAGGGUGUUGCUGUUACUGCUCAAUGUAAUCACACCUCGAAGAAGAAAUGGAAAACCUUGGGAUGUUGAUAAAGCUCAUAUCCUGCGGAAGAACUGCAGCGGGUCCCAGCUGAGUGGGAGAUGGGAUUCAGCAGUACUGGCCUGAUGUGCUGGAGUGACCCAGGCAGAGGCCCACUUGCAGAGACUAUGGGAGCCUCAAGAGAAAAUCUACCAUAAGAGAAGGACCAGUCUGACAGCAAGCCCAGCUUCCCAAGAAAAUAGAAGGCUGGAGACAAGCUGCUGUCCAGGUAUGUCCUGAACCAGCCAACCUGAAGGUAAGUUGGCUCCCUGGGAAGAGAAGGGCUAUAGGUAAGAACUAAAAGCUUUGUCCAUAGACACUGUAACACUGGAGUUCAAAAAAUGUUGCUGUGGAACAGCCCCUCUCAUCUGAACCCGGAGGGCAUGUUCUCACCUCCCAAGAGUAGUGUCUUGUAUUGAGGCACAGUGGUACCCUUCUGGAUCCACAGGCAAGGCCCCGUGGAGUCUCAGAAUAAUGAUAAAUCCUCUGGAUGACCUAGGGGCUGGUUAGGUGAGUAGAGCGCCCUGCUGUGGUGUGCCUGUGGGACCACUGGAGCCUGAAGCUGCCAAGGCAUGACUUGACCAGCCCCGGCAACUGGUUUAGGAUCAUACAA